This is a messenger RNA of Talaromyces rugulosus, 1320 nucleotides long. RefSeq lists its product as uncharacterized. The transcript has a single exon. Lineage: Eukaryota; Fungi; Ascomycota; Eurotiomycetes; Eurotiales; Trichocomaceae. Bases 1 to 1320 code for a protein of 439 amino acids. The record is from RefSeq and is a predicted model, not a curated record.
AUGUCCCAGAACGAAAUCGCCAACAAUGGCUGGGACUUGAUCGCAGCCGCCUCGCAGAAGGCACUCAACGAACAACUUGCAAAGAUACAUCCAGUGACGCUUAAGAAGCAGAUAGAAAUGGAAUUGCUCGGAUCAAAAGAAAAGGUGGAUGUAGACCUCGUUUUCAACGGACCAGAGCUGCGAGUAAGAGAUGGAUCUGGCCGGCAGGUUGAUGUUCUUCUACCGGUCCAAGGUACCGUCAAAGUAGACGGCAUCCUGAAAGCCAACAUUGUGAUACCAAAGGGUGAGAAAGUCACCGUGACAACCGAGCUUAUGCAGAUCGAGAACAAACUGGUGCCGCAUCCUGACGAAAAGCAAACCAACUACGAUCUGAUGAUUGACUUCAAAAGCGAGAAGGCCAUUGUUGACAUGAAGCUCAACAUACCGACCGCAGACCUCGCGUUUUUGAUUGAAACGAUGAAGGUAUUAGUCCAAAAAGAGCUCCAUGGUGGCAAGGAGUACAAGGUCGCCUCUUUUGCGUUGUCGAACGAGAAGGCCAAAGAAUACAAGUCCUUAAUCCCUCACACUGCCGACUUCUCCUUUGUUCAAGAUGUAAAGGAUCCCGGCCGCAGCAACUUGCUCGUGCUGAUGCAAUCCGUGUCUGAGGGAAAGCCCGAUGGUGGGAUUCUCUUCAAAAAGCCACUUCUUGCCUCCAACCAGGAUUUCAUGGUGCUCGCCUCCAACAAGCUGUUCCUGGAACACUUUGUCUUGCCCCCAUUGAUUGAAAAUCUCAAGAAGAAUGCCAAGGACGGCGACAGCUUGCCCAAGACAAUGUUAAUCAAAAAGGUUGGAGGGUCUGACUCUGAGUUGUAUCAGUUAUACAACAAAUCGAACAUCAAUCUCAGCUUUGAUCAUGACCCCUGGAUUGACACAAUGACGGCGGAAAUCGACACCACUGAGAAGGCGCUAUAUUUCAACCUGCUGGUGAAAGUUGACGCGACCUUUAUACACAUCCACGGGUCGGCGUGGGACAAAAGCUGGCAGCAGUUUCAGGUCGAUCAGGCAAAGCAGACGGUCACCCUGAAACAAAUCAAGGAGGAUAAAGGCAAAGAUACAAGCAUGGAAUGGUGGAAGUGGCUGCUCGCGUGCCUCGAUUGGAUUGUGCUCCUAGUGGUUGGUAUUAUAUAUGCGGUUGUGGAAAACAAGAUAACCGACCUUGGAGGGACCUUUGUACAGACUGCACCCUUGGUGGUCCAGUGGCCUAACCAGAAGUAUGUCUCGCUGAAGGGGAUGAGUACACCCAGCCAUGUUGUUCUUGAUCUAGAUGUGCACUUCUCUUGA